Stegastes partitus (bicolor damselfish) is the source of this 1998-nucleotide messenger RNA. It is a transcript of the gene coch, whose product is annotated as coagulation factor C homolog, cochlin (Limulus polyphemus). Bases 604 to 1998 code for a protein of 464 amino acids. The record is from RefSeq and is a predicted model, not a curated record. Lineage: Eukaryota; Metazoa; Chordata; Actinopteri; Pomacentridae. The transcript is spliced from 12 exons.
UCGACUUAACUCGUCCACACGGUCUUUACUCACUGACUGAUGUUGUUUAACAGUUUACUAGCAGCUUUACUGACUAGUUUGUUCUUUGCUUUGUGUUGUUAUUAGCUUUGAUAUUUGAUAACUAAUCUACUGAAGUGGUUGAAUUGUGGUUGGUUAACUUAAUGACUGAUCUGGGACUGGUGUGGUAGUUUGAGGACUAGUUGAAUAUCUGGUUUGCUGAUGUCCGGUGCAGCUGGUCAGCUAAAGAUAUGACAACUAGUCCUGGUUGGUACUAGUAAGUAGUUGGUAGUGAAGUCACUAAGGGUUGCUGGCUGCUUUACUGACUGGUGACUGACUGGUUUACCGGUGCAUUAACUGGUAAUCUGGUCUCAGUGUGUCACUCACAUCUUUUCUUGAAGCGUGUGUAUGAAGCAUCACAUUCAAGCAGAGUUUUACUGGUUAACGGUCUGUUAACUAGUUUGCUGACUAGCUUCUACCUGGUCCAGUAACGUCUGGUUUAAACGGUUAAACUCGUGAACAUUUCUGUUUAUUGCUUCAGUCUAAUGUCAUCUGAACUGUGUGUUUUCUCAGUAAACGCUGAUUGUGUUUCUUCCAGGUGCAGAAAUGUGUCGGCUGUCCGUCGUCCUGCCUCUGACAGGCCUCUUCGUCCUCAUCGCCUCAGUGUUGGGCUCCACGUCCAGCGUUCCUGACCCGAUCACCUGCGUGACCCGUGGAGCCGACUUGACGCAGGACGGCGUCGUGGUUCUAUGUCCUCCAGGCUGCUCUCAGUGGAGGACGUCGGUGUUCGGGACGGGAAUCUACGCCGCCGUUUCAUCCGUGUGCGGCGCUGCAGUUCACAGGGGGGUUCUGGGGCCAUCCGGUGGUCCCGUGAAGGUCCACAAGCUGCAGGGACGACACAACUACCUGAGCUCGUACGCUCACGGCGUCCACUCCCAGGCCCUGUCGCACUGGACCGCCUCCUUCAGCCUCACCAAACCAGUUCAUGUUCCCCUGGAGCUGACCAGUGACACCAGUACAACGGCUCUACCAGCAGCUCAACCAGCAAAGAAACCACUGAAGAAGCCGUCAGUGAAGAAAGCUCUGCAAGGUGGAAAUAAAGACUGUCAGAUGGACAUCGCCAUGGUGAUCGACAGCAGCAACAACAUCGGCCAGCGACGGUUCAACCUGCAGAAGAACUUUGUGGCCAAACUGGCGGCCAUGUUGAGAGUCGGCUCCACCGGACCUCACGUGGGACUGAUACAGGCCAGUGAUUCUCCCAAAACAGAGUUUCUGCUGAACAACUACACUCAGCCAAAAGAGCUGAUGUUUGCCAUCAAGGAGCUGGCGUACCUGGGAGGAGAUACUAACACAGGUAAAGCCAUCAUGCACACAGCAGAGAGCUUCUUCAACCAGGAGAACGGGGGCCGACGGGGCCACCCUCGGGUCAUGAUGGUCCUGGUGGACGGCUGGCCAUCAGACGACCUGGAGCAGGCGGCCAUGUUGGCCCGGGAGAGCGGCAUCAACGUCUUCCUGGUGUCUGUGGCCAAACCGGCGGCCGAAGAGCUCGGCAUGGUGAGGGACAAAGACUUCAUGAAGAAGGCGGUGUGUAAAGACAACGGUUUCUUCAGCUAUUCGAUUCCCAGCUGGUUCAGCACAACCAAACAUGUCCGACCUCUGACCCAGAGACUCUGCGCACUGGACGGCCUCCUCUGCAGUAAAACCUGCUACAACUCUGUGAACAUCGGCUUCCUCAUCGACGGCUCCUCCAGCGUCGGAGAUGCAAACUUCCGCCUGGUCCUGGACUUCUUGGCGGGAAUCGCCAGAAGCUUCGACAUCUCGGACGUCGGAGCUCGCAUCGGUGCCGUUCAGUUCACCUACGACCAGCGGCUGGAGUUCGGCCUGUUCGACUACUCCAACAAGGAGGAGGCCAUCAACGCUCUGAGGAGGAUCCCCUACAUGGCCGGAGGGACGUCUACCGGAUCCGCCAUCAGCUUCGCCACCCAGAAGCUGUUCAGGUGA